CACUCCAUGGCAAAAUGCACGUCUUUGUCAUCCAGUCGGACGUGACAAAGGUGGCGGCGUCUGCCUUCCUCCUGCCGACCGACUUUAAGCUCCGCAUUGAACCGUACUGGCCAGAGUGGACACACCCAGAGAGCGGAUUCACGGUGCCGGAUGCUUAUCGCUCGGGAGAUGUCCGAGUCCUACGCGGGCCUGCACCUCAGGGCCGCACGCCGGUCUACUACGUUGCGGUCGGCACCGAUCGGCUCUCGCAUAUGACCGACGAUGCCACUGGCCGCCUGGCGUAUGUUCUCGAGUCGCUGGGUCAGUUUGUGGCGCGCGCAGCUGCCGAUCUGCCGGCUACCCCGCCGCACCGCCGGGCCAAGCACUUACUGGCGCUUCCGGUGGUGGGGACCGGCAAAGGUGGGCUCUCGCAGUCGACUGGCGAGGUUAUCGGCGCCCUGCUGCCGGCGCUGCGAGCGCUCGCCGAGCUGCACGGCGUCGACAUUGUGCUCGUGGCGCACACCCGCCCAAUGUACGCCGCCAUCCAGGCAUACCGGCGGCGGCAUCCGCGACCCGAGUCGAUCUGGUCCGAACUUGCGCACAAGGCGCAGUUCCGGUCGGCGGCGUCGGCCCUGGUGGCAGAGAUCCGCGCCAAGCGACUUGUCCUCUUUCUCGGCGCGGGCGUCUCGGCAGGUGCCGGGCUCCCGCUGUGGGGCGACUUGCUCAGCGAACUUGCCCGAGUGGCCGGUGUCGAACCGGACGCACUUUGGUCGCUCUCUUCGUUCCUCGAUCAGGCUGCGGUGCUCGAGGACCGGCUCAACGAGACUGACCCGGACGCGCUUGGCUCGAUCAUUGCCGACCAGCUCGCGUCGCACGUCUUUUCGUUGCUACACGCGCUCCUUGCCUCGCUCGACACCCCAGCAGCAGUGACAACCAACUACGACACACUGUACGAGGAUGCACGCGCGGCAGCGUCGCGGCCGGUCGCCGUCCUGCCCAACGAGCUCGAUCCGGACAAGUCCGAAUGGCUGCUCAAGAUGCACGGAUGCGUGACCAAGCCUGAUUCUAUCGUUCUCUCUCGCGAGCACUACAACGCUUACGCCGAGUCGCGGUCGGUGCUUGCAGGCAUCCUCCAAACACAACUUAUGACCAAGCGCAUGCUAUUUGUCGGCUUUGGCCUCACCGACGACAACUUUCACAAAAUUGUCUCGGCUGUCCGCGCCUCGUGCGUCAAUCCCUCGGCGCGCACCCCCGGAGCUGCCUCGCAGGCUGCUUUUGGCAUCGCCUCGGUUCUCUUUGACAAGCCCAUGCUCACCGAGCUGUGGAGUGGUGAGCUCGACAUUCUGCCCAUGGUCACCCAGGACACCGACGCCACUCUGGCCGAUGCUGCCCGCAUGCUCGAGAUGUUCAUCGACUAUGUCGGCGCCGAAGCCGCAACAUCGGGAGGAUAUCUCUUGGCUGAUCCGUUUGAGUGCCUUCUCUCGCAGGAGGACGUCAAGCUUGCCAGGCAUGUCCGCACCCAUCUGACUCGCAUCUUUGCCCACGGGCCGAGCGACGAUCCCACGUAUGGCAAGCUUGUGGCGUUUGCAUCCCAGCUCGGCACAUCGGUCGAUGAGCUCGCAAGCGCCUCUGGCGACAAGCGCGAGAAAGCCGGGAGCUCGUCAGGCAGCAGCGGAGGGAGCAGGAGCAACGGCAACUGUGACCGCAGUAGCGUAAUUGCCACUGUGCCGCCGCCGGCACCACUGAUCCGUUCGCCGUGGACCGACAACAUGAGCAACGGCCAUGUCUUUGUCCUCCACAGCGAUAUCAUGGAGCUCGACUGUGAUUCGUGGCUGCUCCCGGCGUGGCUGUCCGAGAUGAACACGGUCAUGCGAUGGAACAAGUUCUGGUUUCCCACGGGCCCACGCGAUAUUCCGAUCUCUCACGCGCGCAAGAACAUGUCGACGCCGCUUGUAAGCCUGCCAGGCAUGGGCGAGGAGAGACCGGUCCCCUGGGCGACCGACAUCUCUGGCAAAAGCUUUGGCAUUUCAGGCAGCGCCGCGAGCAAGGCGCGCAUCCGGUAUCUCAAGAACUCAGUCAUCUCGUUCCUCGACGCUGCUGCCGAGUUUCACCUCGGAGCCGAUGCCGAGCGGCCGACGCCACUGCAGGGCCGCGAGCGCCACUUGGUUGCCUUUCCCGUGUCGGGCAACAUCCUGCAUGCGUUGGUGCCUGCGGCGUUUGGUGCGGCUGCUCGCCACGGCAUCGACGUUGCCAUCGUGUGUUUUGAAAGUCCAGAGAUGUUCGCUGCAGCAAUUGCAAUCCGGGCGGCGUUUGUGGCGGAUCCUAGAGCGCAGGCGCUGCUCGACCCGCCGCUGUCUGGCGACAUGAAAGCCCGGAUCGAGAAGCUAUCCGCGGAUAUUGCUGCCGACAGGACGGUGCUUGUUGUGGCCGAGGCCGACUCUGCGCCGCGGGCAGUGAUACUUGAUGAGGCGGUGGCGACGCUCGAGCUGCAGACCGACGAGGUGGCCGCCUUUGCCUCGCUCCCGCUCACCGACCAGGUGCGGGUCCUCUUGUCGCGGCUGGAGGCCAAGGGCGUGACCGCGCCGCGCAAGCACAUUGUGAAGAGGCUGGAGACCGAGCUCCACCGCGGCGGCAUCCCGCUUCUCACGGCGCUGGUGGCCAACCUCGGCGUUCGCCAAGUCAUCUCGACCGAGUGGCAUUGUAUGCUCGAGGCUGCGGCGCGCAGUGCACAGCGCGAGCUUCUGCAUCUGCCGGCGCGGACAACGUCGCGGCGUGGGCAGCGGACCAUCAUCAAGCUGUUUGGCGAUGUGCGGCAUUCUGACAACCUUCCGCUUGAGCAGCGUGGGCUCUCGCGCGGCGACUCGACGCGGAUGGCGAUGGCGUCGGCAACGCUCGCCACUUCGCGAGUUCUGGCUGUCUCUUCCGGCCGAGCAGCAGCAGUGCCCGGCGAGCUCAUGUCUGCCGUCAAGCGCUCAGUUCAGCUGCAGUCGUUUGGCACGCUCAUCACCUCGGAUCCGAACCCGUUUCUCUCGGAAGCCUGGCCCGAGCUGGACGUCAUUCCAGUCGCCAGCCCGCGAGCACUCGCGAUUGUGUUUGACGAGCUGCUCUCCUGCGUCGAGGCCCGCAAUACCCGCCACGUGCUCCAGCACAAGUUCCAGGAGGCGAGGACGGAGUACCAAAAGCUGAUUGCGAGCGACUUGGCCUCUUUGGCGAACACAACCGAAAAGAUGCGGGACUCGUCGGCGUAUUACCUAGUCCACGAGCUCCUCGUCGACCUCGGCUUUGCCUCUGCCCGAGCCGACAUCGACGCUCGCCGCCCGCGGCCGCGACUGUUCGGCUGCAAUGCGGCGGACACCACGUUGCACCCGUCGGCACGGGCAGCAUUCAGCUCAGCGUUGCAGGAGAUCGAAAGCGGUGCGAGCCCACUCAAGCCAUCCAAGUCUUCAUCGGCCAAGUCAUCGGCCAAGUCGGCACCAGCAUCGAUGACCGGCGGUCUUGCCCAGGACAACUGUAUUUGCUCAGUCCGGUCAGCGGGCGCACCUGCCUGA
Thecamonas trahens ATCC 50062 is the source of this 3527-nucleotide messenger RNA. RefSeq lists its product as uncharacterized. Bases 15 to 3527 code for a protein of 1170 amino acids. NCBI's taxonomy places the organism in Eukaryota, Apusomonadida, Apusomonadidae. The transcript is spliced from 2 exons. The record is from RefSeq and is a predicted model, not a curated record.